AUGGCAAUGGCUGUCGCUACAGCAGUUACACUCAGCUAUCGCCGUUCACGCACUACAUCACGUGACUGGUCUGUCGCCAACUCGGUACCAGUUGGCGUGGUGGACACAUCGUUGACUGAACCAAUUGUAAUCAACAUUGGCGGAAAAAAAUACGAGACAUACGAGAGCACGUUGAACCAGUUUCCCAAUACGCUGCUGGGAAAUCCUGAAAAGCGUAAGAAAUACUUCGACGAGAAAAACAACGAGUACUUUUUUGACCGACAUCGCAGCUCCUUCACGGCCAUUCUGUAUUACUAUCAGUCUGGUGGAAUGUUGGAACGGCCUUUGCACGUGCCACCUGAUAUUUUCCUAGAGGAAUUGAACUUUUUCCAGUUGACGGAUGACAUGCAGAAGGAGAACGAAGCGGUUGCAAACUGUGAAGACGACGAUGGCGGGAAGGACGAUGACGACGAAGAAGAACUUCCAAAGAAUAGGACCCUACGAGCAAUUUGGCUCGUAUUCGAGAGCCCAAAUUCUUCAUUCUGCGCCAAAGGUUUGGCUAUAUUUUCGCUGGUAAUUAUCUUGCUUUCGAUAGUGGUAUUCUGCGUGGAAACAAUGCCUGUUUUGAAUGAUUCCCCUCCAUUGGACGCUAAUGAGACUAAGACGGCCCCUAAUGAAACUAAGCCGGCCAAGCCCGGAAAAAACAAACACGUGUUCUUUGUGUUAAACGCGAUCUGCAGUUCGUGGUUCACGUUUGAGUACGUGAUUCGUUUCAUCGCAUCGCCUAAUAAGAUUCGAUUUCUCAAAGCGAUUCUGAACAUCUUAGAUCUGUUGUCGAUUCUUCCAUUUUACGUGAGCCUGAUUGUCCCAGAGGAGUCGGCGGGCAGCAUUGAUAUUCUCCGAGUAAUGAGAGUGAUCCGUGUGUGUCGAAUCUUCAAGCUGACGCGUCACUCCAAAGGUUUACACGUGCUAGGGAAAACUCUGUACGCUAGCGUCAACGAGUUGAUUAUGUUAAUGCUCUUCCUGGUGAUUGGAGUCAUACUGUUUGCAAGCGCCGCGUAUUACGCCGAGGAUAAACCGGGUUCCAAGUUUGCCAGCAUUCCACACGCAUUCUGGUGGGCGGUUGUAACCAUGACAACGGUAGGAUAUGGAGACAUGUAUCCUCAGACCACACUUGGUAAGUAGUGUUGGCUAUUGGACCACGUAUGAUGUCCUAAAUAUGUUUCGUUUAGGCCGCGUACGAAUUUAUUAACUCUAUUUUUGGAAAGUUGAUCUGGAGAUUGUUGUUAGCAGUUUGUGGCUUCGCUUGGCCCCUAAAACUUCAACUUCUCUCACACUUUCUAUGAAAAGACUAAAACCAAUAUAUGAAUCUGUGUACUACAUUCGUCAACUUCCCUGAGUGACCAAGACAUAAUUUCUCCUUACAAGCAGACAAGCGAUUAGAAUAAAGGAAAAUAUCUAUUAGGUGAUUAUCAGUUGAUUCAAUACUAAAUUCCUGGAAUUAACAUCGUAAGAAUUGUAUGGCAGACAGUAAGGAGAAUUACUAUUUAAAUCUUGGGAAAGAAAGGGUUGAACAAAGAGACUUCAGAGAAAACUGGGAGACGAAGGAGAAAUGCCGCUCUAUGGAAUAAUUUACAAACCAAAGGCUUAUCUAACAAAGUAGCAACAGUUUUAAUUGCUUCCGCUGUUUGCAGUGAAACAGAUUUUGUCGCCUAGUAAUACUGCAUCAGUUAAACUUCUUAUUUGUUCGUUCGCAGGUAAAUUAGUGGGAGCUAUGUGUGCUCUAUCAGGAGUACUCGCCAUCGCUCUUCCUGUACCGGUCAUAGUCUCUAACUUUGAGUUUUACUAUAAGGAGGAACUGAGCAAACGGGAGAAUGCCGAAUCAGUGUCUUACAAAAACCUUAAUAGCUUAGUGCCAAAGUCGCCGAUGCUAGAGCACAAGUUACUACUCGAUUCUGAAGCGGGUACACCCACACACUCGGCCAAGUUAGAUGUUAAUCCUGGCCAGUAUUCUAGUCCUUUAUUGACGCAUCGUAUAACAAACGGUGCCAUGAAGUUCGGACAGGAUACAAUUAUUGAGACUGACGAGCUCAGCACUGGCGGCGGUGGGGGAAGCGGGUCGAAACCAUCGACUCCAAUUAAUCGAAGGAAGCAGCAGCAAUCUGCCCCACCGAACUCAGAAACAGUCUUAUAA
Molecule: messenger RNA, 2173 nt
Organism: Pocillopora meandrina
Lineage: Eukaryota; Metazoa; Cnidaria; Anthozoa; Scleractinia; Pocilloporidae
Source: the annotation of a GenBank genome assembly